Messenger RNA from Cotesia glomerata, 1261 nucleotides. RefSeq names its product THO complex subunit 7 homolog. Lineage: Eukaryota; Metazoa; Arthropoda; Insecta; Hymenoptera; Braconidae. The record is from RefSeq and is a predicted model, not a curated record. The coding region runs from base 157 to 765 and encodes 202 amino acids. The transcript is spliced from 2 exons. Gene Ontology annotation, cellular component: THO complex part of transcription export complex. Gene Ontology annotation, biological process: mRNA export from nucleus; mRNA processing.
ACGUAAUCUCGUACCUGUGUACAAAUUUGUACAUACAAAAGUAUUUAAAUAAAUAAAUAUAAAUAUAAACAGAGUUAUAAUCUAAAAUUACCGGUUUCUCUUCACGUGUGAGUAACUGCACAAAUAGUUUAAAUAAUUAUAAAUAAAUAAAUUAAAAUGUCUGACGAAGAAGUGAUAAGACGUCGUUUGCUCGUUGAUGGAGACGGUAUUGGCGAUGACAGACGGAUAAAUAUGUUAUUAAAGUCAUUUAUAAAGUGGGCUAAUAAUCCGGAUGUUGACAACACGCUCCAUGAACGUAUUCUGGCUAGUCUUGCACAGAGUGAAUUUGCUCAGAAAAAAUCACGUUUUGUAUCGGCUAUGAGUCAAGAUGAGUUAAAAAAUUAUAAAAAAUUAUACGAAGACAUAGGAAUUGAAAUAGAACAGGCCAAACAGGAUAUUGAAACUACAAAAGCUGAGUUGCAAGAAGCCAAACAGAUACGCAAGAAUCGAAUCGAGUAUGAUGUCUUGGCUAAAGUUAUCAAUGAGCAGCCUGAUAGAAGAAAGACUAAUUUGAAAUUGGAGACUUUGAAACAAGAACUUGGAUUUUUAAAGGAAAAAUCUGAGCAGCUGGAACAUAAACUGGAGAUGCGGAGAAAACAAUUCCACGUAUUAAUAUCAUCAAUUCAUUCGUUAGAAGAGAUGUUAGAUGAGUCUGAUGAAGAAAUAAUGAAUGUAAGCCUCGAAAAUUAUGAAGAUAAUGAUGUAGCCAUGCAAGUAUCAUCAUGAGUAUUAUGUCAAGAUUAAUUUUCAUACUUUUUUCUACAUGAAUAAUAUUAGUUCAUUAUACUUAAUGUAAAUAAAUUGAAGAUCGGUCAAUACAUUAUUAGUAUUGAAAUCUUUACAAAAUUAUGAAGUUAAUUAAUAAGUUUUGUCAAAAUGAGAUUAAUUGAAAAUAUUGUUAACUUUAUGUUAAAAAAUGUAGAAAAUUCGAAUUUAAGCUUUAGUUUACUUAUUUUUGGCACAUGGCGUAUGGUCAAUGAAAUGCUUGUUUUGUGAUUAAGUUUUUCACUUUCUUCGCAUAUAUAUGAACAUAAAUUUAAAUUGCGUAUGUAAUUUGAGUCAAUUGUAUCAUAAUUGUACUCACAUAUUAAGUGUAAAUAGUCAUGAUCUAAUGUAUGUUGAAGAACUAAGAGAUUUCUUUGUUGAAGCAAAAAUGAAAACUCUGGUUUCAGCCGUCUUGGAUCGUGAAAAUAAUGUUAUUGUGAUAAAGAGAUAUCUGUAA